Messenger RNA from Dichotomopilus funicola, 1164 nucleotides. RefSeq lists its product as uncharacterized. The transcript is spliced from 7 exons. NCBI's taxonomy places the organism in Eukaryota, Fungi, Ascomycota, Sordariomycetes, Sordariales, Chaetomiaceae. The record is from RefSeq and is a predicted model, not a curated record. The coding region runs from base 1 to 1164 and encodes 387 amino acids.
AUGGUUGCUUCUUUAGCACAGUCGGCCAUAUCAACUCUCUUCGUACCCGACACCGACAGCAUCGUCUCCUUCAACAUUCCCCCCAACUCAGAUGAUAUCAACUUUUAUGCCACAACGCCAGAUUGGUACCAGUACACGGCCAUCGGGUUUGGGACGUCCAUGUCAGAUGCGCUGAUUCUGGUACUGUAUCCAUCCGAAGAUGGAAAAGGGGUAACUGUCAGUCCACGCAGAUCAACGGGUAACACGGAACCGGUACACGCACCCGAAACCAAAGUGACAGUCCACAUGUCCGCUGUAAACGACAACUCCGACAUGAUCGUGAACGCCACUUGCCAUGGCUGCCAGGCAUUUACCAAGGUUGGCUCAGCUGCGCCCAUGAUGUUCGCUGUCGGUCCGGACCUUGACCUUAAGUCUGAUGAUUUGGCUGCUGAAAUCCGUCGACAUGUUGCUUAUGCCAAGUUCAACAUCAACCUCCUGAAAGCCACCGGCCCAGGCGGCAUUAGUUCAGCUAUCUCUGGCAGCGCAUCCGCCUCCGGGUCGGAUACCAUCCUCAACAGCGGCGAAUUGCAUCAAGACUCAAACACGGCCGCCACGGCUCACGGGAUUGUGUACGGGAUUGCCACCCUGGCGGUGGCUCCUUUCGACUCGUUGGUAGCGGGCGCAAUGGGGUCGCGAUGGGCUUGGAUGCACGGCAUCACAGCGACCGUGUACUUUGCCUUUGUGAUUGGGGCAUUUGUGCCCGGUGUCAUGAUCAGUCGGGAGCAUGUUGCGACCCAACAAUACCGCACCCCCCACCAAGUCCUCGGCCUCAUCGCGUUUGCCGUACUCACCAUCAUGUUCCUAUGGGGUAUUGCACUGUCUUGGAUCAAGCGUUCUGCCAAGCAACGCGGCCAGGAACCCCCAGAGAGCACUCGCCUGUUGGCGAUUAUCCAUCGGUGGACGUGUCGGCUGAUCUGGGUGCUCACGUUGGUAAAUAUUGGGCUGGGUCUUAAAUUGUCGGAGCAAAAGACGGUAUUUCUGCUGGCUUACAUUGCAGUAGCUCUUGGGCUGCUGGUCAUUAUAGUACCGGUGUACUUUUGCAUGUGGAGGUUUACGAAGAAGAAGAAGGAGAAGGAAGAGGCGGGGCAUGAGAUGUAUACCAUUUAUGACCACAACUACCGGUGA